Molecule: messenger RNA, 1365 nt
Organism: Serendipita indica DSM 11827
Lineage: Eukaryota; Fungi; Basidiomycota; Agaricomycetes; Sebacinales; Serendipitaceae
Source: the annotation of a GenBank genome assembly
AUGUCCGCUCACAAUGAGGCCGCGCUGGAUGAUGGCCAUUAUGCAUCAGUGUCAACCCAAGACAAGCCUAGUGUCUCUCUAGUGACGAAUGACGAACCAGCUAGUGCAAAAUUAGCAGUUGCUCCCCUACAGGAUGGUGGCCAGGUAGAUUCUCAGCAGAAAGAGAGCGCCAGUAUAAACGAAAAUCCAAUAGCUACUGCUGCUGCUGAUAGGGAACGGGCCAUCAAGGUCUGGCAGUCACUCGAGACUGAAGACGAUGUCAAAGAUGCACUCGGACGGAUGAUUGGGCGCGUAGAGGAGCUGGCCAGCAUGCUACGAAACUCUUUGAAAGCUCAGACGGAACUAGAGAACACGCUCACUGUGACUCGUUCAAACCUCGCAUUAGCACUCUCUAAUACAGAGAUGCUGGAAGAAGCGUUGAAGAAGGACGCCGCUGGUCGUCGUCCGGACGUCGGCUGGGCCCGUUCAUCCUCACCGAUGCCCGGUACAUUCCCUAGCACAUCUAGUCCUUCUUCAGGGACCGCACAUACGCCUAUUCCUAAAACUGGAUUCUUCAAAUUUCUCCGGGGAGAAACAGGCGGGAAUGCGGCAACAUCACCCGUACCACACCAUGUCCAUAAUAUCAGUACUAGUAGCGCGCGAUUACACACUCCUAAUUCGUCCAUCGAUAGCCCGACCGCUCCCUCACCGGUCAAUACGCGGGGACCAAGUGGACUCACGUCGCCAUCUAUGCCAUCACUACACAGUGGGAAUGGUGCUGGAACUGGAUCACGUGGCUCUUCCAAGCGAGAAGAAGAGCUUGCACAGGCGUUGCAACGGGAGCGUGCCAGUACGAGCAAAGCAGUCCAGGAGAAGCAAAAGCUCGAAGAGGAGCUCGAGAGUCUAAGCCAGGCGCUAUUUGAAGAGGCAAACCGUAUGGUGGCUACCGAACGCCAGCAGCGCGCGCAAAUUGAGGAAGAAUUGCAAAAUGUCCGUCAAGAGCGCGAGGCACUCAAAGGUGCCUUGAAGAUUGUUGAAGGAGAGAAUGCGGUCCUUCGGACCGGCGGGACGUUACCUAUAAGCACGCAGGUCCAUGAAGAGGCAAUGCAGAAAGAUCGUCCACGGGCUUUGACGAUUAAUACUGUCAAAAGCAUUGACAAAGAAGACGGGAAUCUAGUCAUCGACUUGUCGCAAACGCCAUCUACAUCUGGCAUCAACGCUCCUGACACCGUAGGGCAUGAUUCGAUCGCUUCGCCUGUCGAGACUCGCAACUCCCGGAAACUUCAGAGUGUAGAAGAUCCGCCGAAGCAGAGUACCACCAAGCCGGCUGUGCGCGAAUUCGAGUAUACUCAUACCAUGCGCGGAGGAUUGUCGUUUGGUAUUUGA